CCAAUGAUUGCCCGUAAUUUGUGGAAGUUUUUGCUGCCGCUCGCGUGCGCAGUAAUUUCCGUUUCUUGUGCGUGGCGUCCGUGCGCGGAUCUGGACGCGCUGUUAAAGAUACCGUGUCGGUGUAAUAUCGAAACCGCGGGAAACAACAGCCAGUACGUGUUUGUUAACGUGAACUGCGAUCGCACCACGCUAACUGCCCCGUUCCCGGCUGGCAUUCCGAUCAUCUCGUUUUCCCAGCGAAAUAAUGGCCACCAAGUGUUGCCGGAUUUGGCGUACCUCAACGCACCCGUUCGGAAGCUCGAUUUCUCCAGCAACGUGCUCAGAUCGUUCGGCAGAAAAGCCCUCUUUGCCAGUGUGGCCGAACAUCUCACCGAACUGCGGCUCGCCAAUAACCUACUGGGUGACAACCUUAAUCCCAUAUUCUCCACCGACGUGCUUCAGCAACUGGAGGCAUUGAAAAUCCUGGACCUCUCGGGCAACCACAUCAUUGCGCUCGAAGAAAGCAUCUUCGAUGGUAACGACCGGCUGACGGAGCUGUACCUUGAUCGUAACAAAAUUACCACAGUUCCGGUGGCGGCCGUCAAGCAGCUGCCCACUCUGAAGCUCAUCUCGCUGCGCAGUAAUCGUAUCGAUUCACUCGAACCGGAUGCCUUCAGUUUCGUCAACAAACUCGAGCGCAUCGAUCUGCGCAACAAUCGCAUUCGCAGCCUGAAAUCAAACGCGUUCGCCAACCUGGCCAGCAUGAAGGAGAUACUGGUGGCCGGCAAUCAGAUAAGUCACGUCGACGAACGAGCACUGACCGGCAUGGAUCUUCUGCAGAAGCUCGACCUCUCGGACAAUCUGUUAACCGAGUUUCCCUCGGAAGCGCUCGGUUCGGUCGUUUCCCUCAAGGUGCUCAACAUUUCGCUAAACAACAUUGCGAGACUCGAGUCAAACCAGUUGGCCCAGCUGAGAAAUUUACAGAUCUUGGACAUGAGUCGUAACACGAUCGCUACCAUUCUGCCCGGCACCUUCCGGGAGCAGCUGUUGCUAAAGUACCUUGAUUUGAGCCUAAACUCGUUGCGAACGAUCGAGGACGAUGCGUUCGAGGGACUGGAGAAUCUACAAACGCUUAUUCUGCGCGACAACAACAUUCUCUUCAUCCCGGGCAGCGCCCUAGGCCGUUUGCCGAAGCUCUCGAACUUGUACCUCGACUUUAACCGUGUGGCAGCCCUUUCGGCCAGCAUUCUGAAAUCGAUUCAACCGGAAAACAUUCGCUACCUGUCGCUGUCGCGUAAUGUCAUCCGCGAGCUGCCGGGCGACAGUUUCGCGGCCUUCCGGAAACUAAUCUAUCUCGACCUGUCCGGCAACAGCUUGGGUGUGAUCAGCGAGGACACGUUGAAGGGCCUCGAAGGUACGCUGCUCGAGAUUAAACUGUCGUUCAACCGGAUCGCUUCGCUGCGUAAGAUAGUACUACCGAAGCUGCGUCGCCUCGAUCUGAGUGCCAAUAGCAUCGACGAUCUGGCGAUCGAUUCGUUCCACAGUUUGGCCAAUCUCUUGUACCUCAAUGUGAGCGGCAACGAGCAUAUUGGCCAGAUUACGCGCACCAUGAUUUAUCCGCUAGCCAAGCUGCAAGUGAUAGACAUAAGUCACUGCGGCCUAAAGACGGUGCAGGCCGACUUGUUUCACAACAAUUCUGACCUACGAAUCGCAUUGCUUAACGAUAACCAGCUGAAGGUGAUCGAAGAAGGGACAUUCUUGAAUUUGAACAAUCUUUUCGAGCUCUCGCUUGCCGGUAACGGAAUCGAACAGCUGAUGCCACGCUCGUUCGUCAACACGGUAAACCUGCGGACGCUCAAUUUGCGCAAGAAUGCUCUGCAAGAACUGCGGGCCGAUAUGUUCACCACCGAGACUGCCCUGGAGCUGCUGGACGCUUCCCAGAACGCGCUCAAGAGUUUCUCUGCGAACACGCUGAAGAUACACCCGCGGUUGCGGCGCGUGUUAUUGGCAAACAACCGUCUGGAAGUAUUUCCGCCAGACUUGAUCGCAGGUCUCGACUAUCUCGAAGUGAUUGAUCUGUCCGGCAACCAUUUGGCGACAAUCCAGCAGCUUGACUUUGGGCGGUUGGUCAAUCUGCGGGAGCUGUAUUUGAGCGGGAACGUGAUCGAUUCUGUGCAGGAUAUGGCAUUCCACAACUCGUCCCAGCUGCAGGUUGUCGAUCUGAGUGGCAACAAGCUCGAACGCCUGUCCGAACGUUCGUUCGAGGGCACGCUCCGGUUGGAGCGGCUCGACUUGAGCGACAAUAAGCUAACUUCACUGCCCGAUCAGGUGCUGGCCCGCAGCAGGGUUCAGCGUUUGGAGCAGAUUGCCCUUGCCGGUAACAAGUUGACCAGCGUGCCGGUGUCCGCCAUUGGCGACCAGCACGAUUCGUUGCAAACGCUCGAUUUGAGCCGCAACGCGAUCCGCGAGGUUCCACGAGCCAGCCACAUGCUCAUGAUCAACGCCAAGGAAGUAGAUUACUCCUACAAUCCACUCUCGCCGGAAGCGAUCGCCACUGUCCUGGGGCAACCGAAAACGGUACGCAACCUCAAUUUGGCCGGCACUGGCGUUCGUGAGCUGCCGAUCCUGGAAACACCCUACCUGCGUACUCUCAACCUUUCGCACAACAACAUCUCGGCCGUUAGUGGGAAAGCGUUCGAGAAGGUGACGCUCCUGGAACGCCUAGAUCUGUCGUACAAUGCGAUCGGCGAUGCGGACGGGCUACGUGAAAUUUGGCCAAAGGUUGGGUUGCUUGCACAGCUCGAUCUUUCGAACAAUCCGAUACGCGCAAUUACUGCGGCUACGUUCGAACGACUCGACGGACUGACGGAGCUGUACAUUCAGAGGUUGCCGGAGCUGACUCGCCUGGAAAAGAAUGCGUUCAAGUCGCUGAAAGAUCUCGCUGUGCUCGAAGCAUACCAAUACGCCAAGCUUGGCUACCUCGAUGUUCAAGGCAUCGUGCAGGAGCUGCCAUCGCUCGCGGCAAUCGAUAUUGAGACGAAGGACGCAAACCUGGAGUCGGACCAACUGCAAGUGAUUCACCAUCCGAAACUGCACACUCUCGGUCUGCACGGUUAUGCUCUGCAGAGCAUCUCUUCCGGUGCGUUUGCUGGCCUCCGUAACAAGCAUCUCACCGUUAGACUGCACAACACGUCGCUUACGGCCCUUCCGCCAGCGCUACUUUUGCCGCUUCCCCGCUCGUCACAGAUCGAUUUCAGUAUCGCUGGUUCGAAGGUCGGCACACUGACGCAGCCGUUCCUCAGCUCACUGGACGAUCGCAAGAACAGUAUCAAGAUCGACGGACUAGCAACCAAUCCGAUCCGUUGCGACUGUCAGGCCCGUGCCUUCCGCCGGUGGAUCCUCGCGACAAAGGUGACCGAUGUGCGGUGUGCCAGUCCCGAGCCUCUGCGCGGUAAAUUGCUCACCGAAGUGGGAGACAUCGAGCUGGUAUGUGACAAUCGUAGUAAAUCGGGAGCCGCUAGCACCACCACCACGCUGUCGGCUGCACCGUCGACAACGACCGGCAGCAGGACAACACCGACGAUCAGCUUCUACAACUACACCUCAGAAGUGCAGAUGACCAGGUCGACGACAGAGCACGACAUCAUCUGGAACAUGGCACCGUCGAGCGGCUCGUCCAGCACAACCACCUCUCGAUCGAAGAAUUCCAAGUCGAAGAUUGCAUCGGCGUCGUUGCCACCGCUCAAGAAAAUGCCGGGCGCCAACGAUGACACACUCAUUAUCGGCAUCGUCGGAGGGGUAGUGAUUUUCAUUUUUCUGCUCAUCAUUUGCAUCUGCAUCUGUCGGUUGAAGAUGAACAACGACAGCUACCAUCACCACCAGCAGCAGCACCAUCGCGGGGGUCCCCCGAUGGCGCUGGGCCUUGGCCCGGGUGGGCACCCCGCCGGAACGCUGCAAGUGAACUAUAAGGGCGCAAAGGGUCAGGCGGCAACGGCGGCUCUCUACCCAACGCUAGCCCCACCCUACGCCCAGAGCUACGCCACGCUACCCUACAAACCGAAUGGUUCACCUACGCAGGCUCGGCCAAGCUACUCGACUAUUGGCCGAAUACCGUACCAGUACCAGAACCAUUCGCUCAUGUCCCACCACCAAUCGUCCGGACCCGGUACACUCACGCACUCGUCCCACAAUCCCUACAUAGUCUACCAGGACGAUAAGGCCUAUCGAUGAUGGUUGAUGGCCAAAUCAACCAGUAACAGUGACAUCACUACCACCAGAGGUCUACCCCCGAAUCCUCACCGGCCAUCAGUCUGCCGGCGAUCCAGUUACGAUGGGUGUUGAAUGAGUUGGGCAUGAUCGCGAUCGUGUUUACUCAUCGAUGUUGUGUUUUUUCACCAGUGUAUGCUGCCGUUGUUGAUGUAUGUUUGAGCAAGAAACAAUCGAAUCGAUCACUAAACGAGUGUGUGCUUGUCUGUGUGUAUGUGCGUGUGUGUGUUUGCGCGUGAUUUUAAUAAUUGCUCUCAUAACUCAUGUUCAUGUUUUGCCCGCCAAUGUCUUACGAGAAUGUUUGAGCACCGUAGAAUGGUAAUUUAACUAAAGAAAAAACGGUCCUUUCGAUUCCAUUUCUUUCCAAACCUAUUUCUAGAUUCGUCAGAACUGAUUGCAGUCUUGCCUCUUUCCCCAUUUGGUUGGGGGUGAUGAAAAUUAUGUUUUGCAAGUAAUUAGUAUUAACAUUAAAAUGCAUCGUAUACAUUUUUCGACAAUUUCACCAAUUUCCGGUUGCCCAUUUGCAUCCCCAAAACGCGCAUUCUUCCGCGUUCUACCUGUAACAAAAUGCUCAAAGUAGUUUAAAAAUUGCGAAACAUAACGUACAUAAUAAUGUAUUAAUU
Anopheles cruzii is the source of this 4868-nucleotide messenger RNA. RefSeq names its product chaoptin. The coding region runs from base 4 to 4209 and encodes 1401 amino acids. The record is from RefSeq and is a predicted model, not a curated record. Lineage: Eukaryota; Metazoa; Arthropoda; Insecta; Diptera; Culicidae. The transcript is spliced from 4 exons. Gene Ontology annotation, molecular function: protein binding. Gene Ontology annotation, cellular component: extracellular matrix.